GUGUGUGUGAGAGAGAGAGAGAGAUAGAUAGAGAGAGAUGAAACACAGCAUCUCUUCUCAGGCACUAGCCGAAGAAUCUUCACGAAUGAGGCAUUGAUGGAUCUGUCGGGGCUGCAAAAUAAUUAACAUCAUUACAAUCCUGUAAAAGUCAUUAUGAUAUGCCAAACGAGGCAACAACGAAACGGAUGAUCCAUUCAUAGCUCCCCUUUGUUGCCAAUAUAAAACAUCAGAGAAGAAGUAAAGCAGAGCGACAACGCAAGUACGCAGAGGAGAGGUCUGACACCCUGUUUGGAGCGUCUUUAUUUUAUUAAUUUAAAUAAUUAGUUAAUGUAGGCCUUCUCACAACAGAGGGAGGCACCGUGGAAAUGUAUCACCAUGGAAAGGAGAGAAGACGAGCAUCCUUUGCUUUGAGUUAACGCUAAUGCGUUACACGCAUUUGUUUAUAUUAUUGUUUUAUUUUAUUCUCUGCCUUUCUCUUACGAACUCAAAAAUGUGGUAAGCUAUCUGUCGACUAGGGAGAGAGAGAAGGGUGUUGUCAGAAAGAGGAAAGAGAGGAGGAGGGGGCAUUAAGAGGUAUUAUUUUGGGGGGAAAGGGGGGACAGAUCGACACGGAGAAGGUGAAUUGAUGUACGAAAGCCUGCGACACCUCACUUUAAUGAGAAAUAAUCUUGCAAAAGAAAUGGCGUAAAACAUCAUCCGAAAAAAGCAAGAGAGAAAACCAGACGCAUCUUCAAGGGAGACCCUCGCGUUCUCACGUUGACCGGGAAUAUUUUGGGUGUGGCGUGUUGGCUGUGGAAGCUGUCAGUCUGCAGCUGGCCUAUCAGGAGCUCUCAGGAGGAUGGACCAGAACAGACAGUCUAUCUGAGGAUGCCUCCCGUCCCUCCCCCUCGCUACACCUGCUCUCUCGCCUCUCACACUAUGCUAGGAAAACACACUCUACACCUCUGAUUUUGACCAAACCCCCCACCCCUCCCAAUACCUUCUUUCUCCCAGUAUCUCCAAUAACCUAAUAAUUUCAGGGAAUUUGGAGGUCCUUUCUUUACUCUUUGCUGUCCACGAGUGAACUCCUAGUCAUAUUUAGUUUGUUGGGCAGAAGACCGGAGGACAUGUCCUUCUUCCCCGAGAGUGGCCCCAGACGUCCGGGGCCCGGUGGGAUGCGGCGCUCCAGCCCCCGCAGGAUGUCUGACCCGUGUCUGGUGUGGCUCCUGGGCCUGGCCCUCCGCCUGGCACUGUCCUCCUGUCAGCGGGCCGACCUCAGCGGUAAACACCCCAUGGUCACCACGGGCUACGGCAAGCUGCGCGGCGUCAGGAAGGAACUCAACAACGAGAUCCUGGGACCCGUGGAGCAGUACCUGGGCGUGCCCUACGCCACCCCGCCCAUCGGCGAGCGCCGCUUCCAGCCCCCAGAGGCGCCAGGCUCCUGGCAGGAGAUCCGCAACGCCACCCAGUUUGCCCCCGUGUGCCCGCAGAAUGUACACGGGGUGCUGCCUGAAAUAAUGCUGCCGGUGUGGUUCACUGACAACCUGGACGCUGCGGCAGGCUACGUUCAGAACCAGAGUGAGGACUGUCUAUACCUCAAUGUCUAUGUGCCCACUGAGGAUGGUCCUCUCACAAAAAAACACGAUGAGUCUACAAUGAACAAACCAAAGGAUGAAGAUAUCCGUGACCGUCGCAAGAAGCCGGUGAUGUUGUUCAUUCAUGGCGGCUCCUACAUGGAGGGGGCGGGAAACAUGUUCGACGCCAGCGUCCUCGCAGCCUACGGCAACGUCAUCGUGGUCACCAUGAACUACCGUCUGGGCGUACUUGGGUUUCUGAGUACCGGGGACCAGUCAGCCAAGGGGAACUAUGGUCUGUUGGACCAGAUCCAGGCUCUGCGCUGGCUCAAUGAGAACAUUGGCCACUUUGGAGGAGACCCAGAGAGGAUCACCAUCUUUGGCUCCGGGGCUGGAGCCUCCUGUGUCAAUCUGCUCAUUCUCUCCCACCACUCUGAGGGUCUGUUCCAGAGAGCCAUAGCCCAGAGUGGCUCAGCCAUCUCCAGCUGGUCGGUCAACUACCGACCCCUCAUGUACACCCAGAUCCUGGCUAAGAAGGUAGGCUGCAGCUACGGGGACACAGGCGACCUGGUGGAGUGUCUGAGGAGGAAAACCUUCAGGGAGCUGGUGGACCAGGACAUCCAGCCGGCCAGAUAUCAUAUCGCCUUCGGCCCAGUGGUGGAUGGAGACGUGGUGCCCGACGACCCUGAGAUUCUCAUGCAACAGGGGGAGUUCCUGAACUAUGACAUCCUGCUGGGGGUGAACCAGGGAGAAGGGCUGAAAUUUGUGGAUGACAGUGAGGGGGAUGAUGGGAUCUCUGCAGCCUCUUUUGACUACACCAUCUCCAACUUUGUGGACAACCUGUAUGGAUACCCUGAGGGUAAGGACAUCCUGAGGGAGACCAUAAAGUUCAUGUACACAGACUGGGCCGACAGGGACAACAUAGACAUGAGGAGGAAGACCCUGCUGGCACUGUUCACAGAUCACCAGUGGGUGGCGCCAGCUGUGGCCACAGCCAAGCUGCACGCUGAGUUCCAGUCUCCUGUUUACUUCUACACCUUCCACCACCACUGCCAGACGGAGGCCCGGCCAGAGUGGGCGGACGCGGCCCACGGGGAUGAGCUGCCCUACGUGUUUGGGGUCCCCAUGGUGGGAGCCACAGACCUGUUCCCCUGUAACUUCUCCAAGAAUGACGUCAUGCUCAGUGCUGUGGUUAUGACCUACUGGACCAACUUUGCCAAGACCGGGGAUCCCAACCUGCCUGUCCCUCAGGACACUAAAUUCAUCCACACCAAGCCCAACCGCUUUGAGGAGGUCAUCUGGACCAAGUUCAGCUCCAAGGACAAGCAGUACCUCCACAUUGGCCUGAAGCCCCGCGUCAGGGACAACUACCGGGCCAACAAGGUGGCCUUCUGGCUGGAGCUGGUGCCUCACCUGCACUCCCUGCAUGAGGACAUCAACCCCAUCACCACCCGGCUGCCGCCUGGAGGAGGAGGUCCCCGCGUCCACCGGCCUGGCCCCCCUGGGGCACGCUCCACCCGCCACCCCGUCAUCUCCACCAACCCCUCUGAACCCGAGCCAGACCCCUCCGAGCCGCCCCGCCGCAACCCAUUCCCCGACGAGAUAAGGGACUACUCCACGGAGCUGAGUGUGACUGUGGCUGUGGGCGCCUCGCUGCUCUUCCUCAACGUGCUGGCCUUCGCAGCGCUCUACUACAAACGGGACAAGCGCCACGAGCUGCUGCAGAGACGCCACCGCCGCUUGUCCCCCCAGCGUGGCAUGGGCACCGCCAUGGGCUUGGGCAUGGGAGGGGUGGGUGCCCCGUCCCACAAUGACCUGGCACUGAGCCAGGAGGAGGAGCUCAUGUCCCUGCAGAUGAAGCAGCAGAGAGUAGAGAUGGAGCAUGGUAUCGGCACGCCCCUCCCUUCCCGCGGUCUCCAUGGCGACCUGGAGCCGCUGCGGGCGCAGGUGGGCCCGCCGGACUACACGCUGGCGCUGCGGCGGGCACCGGAGGACGUGCCGCUGAUGACGGCAAACACCAUCACCAUGAUGCCCAGCACUAUCAGCGGCAUGCAGCCCCUCCACCCCUUCAACACCUACCCCCCCGCCCCGGCACCCUCCACCACCCCCACCCCCGGCCACAGCAACAACGCCCUACCACACCAACACUCCACCACCCGCGUAUAGGACCAGGCAUAACCUCUGGAUCAGCAGAGAUACAAAUGAACACCACACAGACUGGUCCUCUCCUUCUUCUCUCUCUUACUGGGGUUAUCCUCUCUUCUUUUUCUGUGUUGCUUUUUUCUCUUUCUCCGUGUCAUUCUGUUCUCUGUCAAUCUCCCCUAUCUUCCUCUCUCUCUCAAACAAUAUUACUGUUCUUCUUCUCUCUGCCUCCCACUCACUUCUCUCCAUGUCUGUUCCUAUAGCUCUUGAUCACAACGUUCACACAAUCCUCCCAGUCUCAUUUUCAUCCUAUUUCUCUCUUGCGCAAACCACUUCUCCUCUUUGGAGUCUUUUAUACAAACACAUAAAUGUAAAUUAUGUAUUAUUGAUAAAUUGUAAGGAUAUGAAUGAGAAAGGUGAGAUCCUGAUAUCUCGUUUUUACCAGCAUUCUUGGUGCCAAGUACUGUGAUUACGCUCUUCUUUCAAUGGGGUCCAAUGGACCACCUGGAGAGGCCCAUCCUGACUUGAUCUUACACAAGGAAUUAUCAUAAUCAAAAAAGUGCCAGACGUGUCAUCUUUGUUUUUGAUCUUUUGCAAUUUAUUUUUGUUUUUACUGCAUUCAGUGUUGCACCUUGGCUGGGCUUUACUCAAGGGGGAAAAUAGUAAAUAUAUCCAUGUAAAAAAUAUAAGAGAAUAUUAAGAUUUAAGAUUUUUUUGUCUGGGAUCUUCUGCAUGAUUUUUAUUUUCUAAAUGGAGGAUGGACAUCUUGAAUUUUUCCUUUUUAUUUCCAGGUUUGGUUUUUUUCUUGGUUUUUUUCUUGUUUUCUUAAAGUACUUUCUUUUUGUUUUUUACGUCAGCUGAACUUCGUGCACAAGAAAACUAUCUUCUAUUCUGUAGAUACUUCAAAAAGGCUUUCAAGAGAUGAAUAUUGACUAUGAUUAUAACAAGGACAACAAAGAUGUCCUUUAUUUUUUUCAUUUCUUAUCACUGAGGCUGUUCCACAAGCACCUGCCGCCCUGAAAGACUGAUGGAAGCCCCCUCUCUCUCUCCCUCGUUUUAUUUCUCUCUUUCUCUCAUUACUUUAGCUGUGGAGUGUUGCACGGUCGACUGAAGGAAAAACAGUGUUGGACUUUACCACUCCAUCAGCUUGCAGUGUUUGUCCAUGAUAGACUAAUACUUGUUUUUGAAUGGUGAAAACGUCAUACUUCACGUGGUUUGCCUCAAUGAUAAAAACUGAUAGAAUUCUACACAUUUUCCCGGGAAUAAAGGGUUGUCUCUGAACAAUUAUCUUCGUUUUAAGCACUCUCAUCCUCUCCUCAGUGGACUUUUAGCUACGUGCUUCAGGUUUUUGGAGACUGGGUAUGACUCUGUCUUUUCAAAUCCACUUCUGUUGUUCUGAGGGGAGAGGGUGCAGGGGGAGAGGGUGCAGGGGGUAUGAGGGGGGCUCAGACAGAAUGACUGACAUACUGUAGGUCAAAGGUGAAAAGCCUUGUACGCACGUUUUAGAUCUUUCAACCGCACAACUGAACACAGGGACACAAUGAACUCUGGACAUUCAUGAAAAAAAACUGUUACAGAACAGAUGUUGAGACAAAAUCCGAAAAACCUUGACAUCAAAACCAACAGCGACGAUGGAGAGAUGACUCUUCAGAGGAAGCCUGAUAUGUCUCCGAUGCACUGAGGAUGCGUUCUAAAUCUUGAGUAGAAAAAAACAUUUGAUAAACAUUACUCACAUAUACACAGAAAAAAAAAACCUGGCAGGAUUGAGUUCCCCAUGUUUUUCCUGUUCUGUUUCCUGUCUUGUUUUGGGAUGAUGAUGAUCACACUGGGGUUAGACUGGCAUCUGUCACAGGGGCCGGGGACUCAGAAAAAAGAACAAAACAAACACCAUGGAAAACAAACUGUACAUUUUUUUAAGUGUAAGAGAACAAACUGGUAUUUGUAAAUAUUAUGUUUAUGGUUUGGUUUAUGAGUGAACGGUGAAAUCUUUCCUUUGUGACAAGGUGCAAGUUCAGACGGCUGAUCCGUUGUUGUUGUUUGAUUAUCUUUCAUUUCUUAGAUUUUCAAGGUCAAAGUGCAACAAGUUAUGGGAACAUGUAGACAGUUAUUAACAUACAUGAAUGAUCUGUGAACUACAUCUAAAAUCCUAGCAUGAUUGAGUUCAACAUAAUAGCAGUAGGUAAGGGGAUAUGGCUCAGGUUUCUCUAGGGUAGAAAGGACAUACUGGAUGUGUGUGGGGUUUUGGAUGGAGGUGGGCAUUACUUGCACAAUUGUCAAUUGCCACAUCAAUCAUGAAGACAGAUUUUGUUUGGAUUAAUUUAAGAUGAGCCUUCUGCAUCUGUUAAGUGGCCAAAGAUAAGAGCUGCAUAAAUAGCAGAUUUAGAUAGAAUAGGGAUACAGAGAAAAAUAAAAUAGGAGAGUGAUCAAGAGCGAGAGACAGAAGGAAAGAAAAUCGGAAGGCACUGAUGGAGAGUGGUAGAGAUAAAGCCAUGGUUUGAAACUGUGCUCAACCCAAACCUACAGAGCUAGGAAACUUGAAUCUUGAUGGUGGUGCUGUUGGUACUUGUUAGUGACACUCACUGUCCUGAGAUAUGACAUACAGUAUUACCCAUAGCUUAGAACAGGUACAGUAUGUUGUCAUCUCCUUUGUACUCUUUAGUCUUGUUUCAGACUCUGAUGGUUGUGGUUGCUUUGCUAUCCCUUACUAUUAUGUCUGCCAUGCACACUCUCUGUUUAAGUCAUUUUCUGGGAAUAUCAGCCCACCUGUUUGCUGUCCAUUUGAGAGGCCCAUGUUUCCAAAAAGGAAAAGUGAAAAAAUACAGUAUUUUUCUAAAAAAAAAAUAUAUAUAUAUAUAUAUAUAUGACUGAAAUUUGGAAACCAGGGAUAUGGCAGCCAACAGACUCUGGAAGCACACUCUCACCAAGUUUACACAGUGACACUAAAGUCUGACUUUGGCUCAAUGUUACAAAGAAACAUUACAAGGAUGCAAAUCUCUACUUUUCCAAGGUUCACGCUGGGUUGCCCAAAAAGGUUUGCACCUGUUUGUCUCUGUUUUCAUUUAGUCUGAAAUCAGCACUUACUGGAGGAUUAAGACACUGUAAGGAAGCAUAACGAACGGGUUUAAAGAAUGAAGUUAAUAUUUCUAUUUCAUAUAGAGGCUAUUACAGACUGUAUGUUGUGCACCUGAAAUGGAGAACAUAAAAAAUACAUUCUUAAACAAAUGAUCA
Molecule: messenger RNA, 6923 nt
Organism: Oncorhynchus kisutch (coho salmon)
Lineage: Eukaryota; Metazoa; Chordata; Actinopteri; Salmoniformes; Salmonidae
Product: neuroligin-2
Exons: 9
Coding region: 1107-3719 (870 amino acids)
Cellular component (GO): membrane
Molecular function (GO): neurexin family protein binding
Source: RefSeq, a predicted model, not a curated record